Eurypyga helias (sunbittern) is the source of this 837-nucleotide messenger RNA. It is a transcript of the gene AVL9, whose product is annotated as AVL9 homolog (S. cerevisiase). Lineage: Eukaryota; Metazoa; Chordata; Aves; Eurypygiformes; Eurypygidae. Gene Ontology annotation, cellular component: cytoplasm. The record is from RefSeq and is a predicted model, not a curated record. The transcript is spliced from 7 exons. Bases 1 to 717 code for a protein of 238 amino acids.
AUGACGGGCUACCUCUGUUUGCCGUACAUGGCCCUGCAGCAGCAUCACCUCCUGUCAGAUGUGACAGUCCGCGGCUUCGUGGCAGGAGCCACCAAUAUCCUGUUCCGUCAGCAGAAACAUCUGAGUGACGCAAUUGUGGAAAUAGAAGAUGCUCAUGUGCAAAUCCACGAUCCAGAACUCCGUAAGAUCCUGAACCCAACAACCGCUGAUCUGAGAUUUGCGGAUUACCUGGUGAAGCAUGUAACCGAGAACAGAGAUGAUGUUUUCCUGGAUGGCACUGGCUGGGAAGGAGGAGAUGAGUGGAUCAGAGCCCAGUUCAGUGCUUAUCUUCAUGCACUGCUCGCUGCUGUGCUGCAGCCAGACAAUGAGAAGACUUUGUCAGACUUCGGAACAGCAUUUGUGGCAGCCUGGAAAAAUACCCACAACUACAGAUUAUGGAAUAGCAAAAAGCAUCCAGCCAUUGCAGAGGUAAAUUCUAGCCACCCAUUCCAAGGACAGUACUCUGUAUCAGACGUUAAGUUAAGAUUGUCACACUCUGUGCAAAACAGUGAACGUGGAAAGAAGAUUGGAAAUGUGGUGGUUUCUACUAGCCGGAAUGUUGUCCAAACGGGAAAAGCUGUAGGCCAGUCGGUCGGAGGAGCCUUCACAAGCGCCAAGUCAGCUAUGUCAUCGUGGUUUUCCACUUUCACGCAGUCAACCCAAAGCCUCGGGGACUAAGCGACGGGUUUUGCGUAACGCCGCUGAGUAGUUCAAGCGCAGUGCUUUGUCCCAGCUGUACAAAGACCGCUCCAGAACGAAGGAGUGGAGGUGAACUCCCCAGGACCAAAACAAGGCGUA